Cottoperca gobio is the source of this 792-nucleotide messenger RNA. RefSeq names its product major intrinsic protein of lens fiber a (gene mipa). Gene Ontology annotation, molecular function: water channel activity. NCBI's taxonomy places the organism in Eukaryota, Metazoa, Chordata, Actinopteri, Perciformes, Bovichtidae. The transcript has 4 exons. Gene Ontology annotation, biological process: water transport; transmembrane transport. The coding region runs from base 1 to 792 and encodes 263 amino acids. The record is from RefSeq and is a predicted model, not a curated record. Gene Ontology annotation, cellular component: plasma membrane.
AUGUGGGAGUUCAGGUCCAUGUCGUUCUGGCGGGCUGUGUUUGCCGAGUUCUAUGGCACCAUGUUCUUUGUAUUCUUCGGGCUGGGGGCAGCCCUGCGCUGGACCACCGGGCCCCAUAAUGUUCUCCAUGUUGCCUUCUGCUUUGGGCUGGCGGCUGCCACCCUCAUCCAGUCCAUCGGCCACAUCAGUGGAGGACACAUCAACCCAGCUGUUACCUUUGCCUACCUGAUUGGCUCCCAGAUGUCCCUGUUCCGUGCUUUCUUCUACAUCGUGGCCCAGUGUCUCGGAGCACUGGCUGGUGCUGCCGUGCUCUACGGGGUCACACCCAGCAACAUUAGGGGAAACCUAGCACUCAACGCGCUGCAGCCAGGCAUCAGCCUGGGCAUGGCCACCACCAUGGAGGUCUUCCUCACUCUGCAGCUUGUUGUCUGCAUCUUUGCUGUGACUGAUGAGAGGCGCAAUGGACGCCUGGGCUCUGCUGCCCUGGCCAUUGGCUUCUCUGUGCUCAUGGGGCAUCUUCUCGGGAUGUACUACACUGGAGCAGGAAUGAACCCAGCAAGGUCCUUUGCCCCUGCUGUCCUGGUCAGGAAUUUCGUCAACCACUGGGUGUACUGGGUGGGACCCAUGAUUGGUGGUGCCCUGGGUGCUCUGCUGUAUGACUUCAUGCUGUUCCCCCGUGUACGCAACCUCUCUGAGAGGCUCGCCACACUGAAGGGCAUCCGGCCCCCAGAGGCUGAGGGCCAGCAGGAGACCAGGGGAGAGCCCAUCGAGCUCAAGACACAGGCCCUAUAA